Molecule: messenger RNA, 297 nt
Organism: Prunus armeniaca (apricot)
Lineage: Eukaryota; Viridiplantae; Streptophyta; Magnoliopsida; Rosales; Rosaceae
Source: the annotation of a GenBank genome assembly
AUGAAGAGCAUUUGGGUUGGAAUAAAGCAUGGGACAUUGCUUGCAACUGGCUUGCAAGCAUAUGCAGCAGAUCCUGACCUUCAACAAGAAUGGAUGAUGGUUAAGAAGGUUAACAAAAUGAGGCUCGCUGAGUACAUUGAAGCAAUGAGUGGUGUGAAGGUCAGUUUAGAUGCAAUGUUUGAUGUGCAGACAAAGCGAAUACACAAGUACAAAAGGCAGCUGCUUAAUAUACUUGGCAUUAUCCAUCGAUAUGAUUGUAUCAAGGGAGCUAUCACCUCCAACAUUGUGCAUGCCUAG